This is a messenger RNA of Cicer arietinum (chickpea), 741 nucleotides long. The record is from RefSeq and is a predicted model, not a curated record. Lineage: Eukaryota; Viridiplantae; Streptophyta; Magnoliopsida; Fabales; Fabaceae.
AUGCAACAAGAGGAUUAUAAUAUUGAGCUUGAGUUUGAGCAACACAAUCAUGCGUUUAAUGAUCAACACGAUCAGCAGAACCAACAUAAUGUGCAUCACUAUCAGCAGACUGAACAACCUUUAUUUCCUGGAAGUCCUUACGACCUUUCCAUCCUUAAGGACUAUGAACACCACAUUGCAGUUAAAAUUGCUAUACCUGAAUUACGUCCUUUACAACGAUGUAGUUUGCACAUGAUUGACGGUAAUCUGAUAUAUGCUUUUGCUGAGAGAUGGCACACAAAGACUAGCUCAUUUCACCCGCCAUUUGGUGAAAUGACUAUUACUCUUGACAAUGUUAGGAGUCUUUUGGGCAUUCCAUGUUAUGGAGAGUUUUUCACACAUUCCGCUAAUGUGAAUGAAGAUUUGGCCAUUGGUGCUGCCAUUGAGUUAUUGGGAGUUGAUCAUGAUGAAGCUGUGACAGAAACUGGGAUCAAUAGAGGUGCUUCAUAUAGUUUUGAGUGGUUGAAAGCUAUAUUUUUUAAGCAACUUCGUGAAGGACGAUACAAUUGUGCAACGAGAGCAUACCUACUUCAUUUGGUAGGGUGUAUCAUACUAGCUGAUAAAAAAUUUACCCUUGUAUCUGCAAAAUAUUUGUUUCUUUUUCAAUACCUUGAUACUUGUGGUAAAUGGGCAUGGGGACCAGCUGCUCUUGUUGUUUUAUAUGACUAUCUUAGAGAUGGUACACUGUCUGCAAUGAAGUAG